UUCGCACGUAUUAGCUUCUACGACAGCGUUCAAAGGGAACGUACAUGAUGCAGUGCAUUUCUAAAUUCGAAUAAGUGCAGGGACAUCAGGUCUUACAUUUACAUUGUUAUCAGCUGGAGCUCGACAAGAAGCUGAUCAAGUGGCGAAGCAAGAUGAAGCAUUUGGUCAUUUUGUCUUUGUUUUCCCUCACAUGUUCGGUUGUUUUCGGCGAGGAAGACUUAACCAGAGUAGUGAGACAACUGCCUCAAGUGUUAAACCAAUGUACAUGCUUCGAUAAACUUGAACAGUUGGCAAAGAAAUACAGAACUCUUUCCAUUGCUGACUUGAGUUUCGAUGUUACGACUGUUUCUGCUUUAAUGCAAAAUUAUACGGCGCAUCCCAUCAUGAAGACGUAUGUGAGCGUAUUUGAAAAUUAUGUUGUCGCCAAUGUGAAGGCACUGGCGGAUUCCUUGGUUAAGUUUCACAACGCACGUCCUAAAAUGGUAGACGCAUUGACUAAAGUCACAUUCAAUAACGCUGUUAGAAAUAAAGGUCUCGAUUUCAUGAAUUCUUCACUUCCAUUUUAUACACACGGAUCUGAGAAGUUAAGAUUUGAAGAUAUUUCAUCAUAUGCUUUGAAAAGUGUUCUUAAAUCUGGCUUACAACUUUCAAAAAUGGUGAAAAAUGCAACGAGACUAUCCAAUUCCGACGAGAGGUCGAUACUUAGUCAACUCAGCAGAAGCAUUUUACCACUGACGCAAUCUGGGAGAACGGGUUGGAAAGCUUAUGGCCAAAUAAACAAAGGAUUCAAGAAGAUCAAAAAGGCAUGCAGAUCCGCUGUAAGACGUAGUGCGAGAAGUAUAAGAGAUGAACGGGGAUCAAUAUGUGGACUGAGCUGUCCACCACCCCUCCUUCCACCAGGAUGCCCAGAUUGUGGUGAACAUGGGUCGUGUGCUAAAUUACCAUCGGGGAGGUACUUUUGCAAAUGUAACCCAAUGUAUCACGGUGAACUUUGUUACUCCAAGUACGAAAGAAGUGAAAUGGUAGAAUGUACAGCCUGGGGAGACGUGCAUUUUACUACGUUCGACGGAGCCAAAUUUGAAAUUCAGAAUCAGUGCGAACUUAGACUGGUGAAUGGUUUCGGAGCUGUGCCGCAUUUUGAAGUUAAAUUAUUACCAUAUUUUAAAAGUCCUGGUGCUCAUGUUUCUUACACUAAACGUAUUUCCGUUAUAACAAGAGACGACACGAAAGACACUUUAAUCGAAAUAUUUCAUAAAGAUGGCGCCGGGCACCGUGUAAAGAUCGAUGGCGUGCGAGUUUCAAAAUUUCCAAAGACAUUAGUUGUGAUCUACACGAUUGGGGGUCAGCCAUAUGCGAUACAUCACAUAAUCAGCAUAAUCACACGAGACAGUACUGAUUUCGUCGAAGUUAACAUGGAAGAAGAUGUUGGCGUUAUCGUGCAGUAUGACGGUAAUCCUGCGAACGGACGCACUUAUGUAAGAUUAGCGGACUAUUGGAAAUUGAAUGUUGAUGGUGUUUGUGGUAACUACGAUGGGAAUCCAGAGAAUGAUAUUCGAACAAGGAGCGACGCUUUCUAUGUCUAUAGAGGCAACGAGAAAAACCACGGCGUUUUAAUUGGAAAUAGUUGGAAAACGUCUCAUGAAUGUAAAUCCACCGUAAUGGAUGAUUCAUUUAACAUAGACCGACCUUGGAGGGACUUGCAUGGUUGGCAUAAAAAACGCAGAGAUAUAAACAAGCUGAUGCUGACUAAACUGUACUGCCAGAUCGCGGAUUGUCUCGGGGAGGUCGGGCAUCACAAAUGGGAGUCGUGUGUUGCUGACACGUAUUAUGCGGAGUCUGUUGAGCAUCAGUGUCAUAUACUCGAAACAAAUGUAUUUGCCAAGUCUAAAUGCUGGAGAGAGGAAUUCAAUUGUUCUGCUAUAUUUGAACAUGGACUUUAUGGGAAAUAGUUGAUGUGAAAAGAUGUGAAGAGGAUAAAAAUGCUUUGAAAAUUACCGCCUAUUAACCUUAGCUUAGAGCCAUU
Molecule: messenger RNA, 2023 nt
Organism: Owenia fusiformis
Lineage: Eukaryota; Metazoa; Annelida; Polychaeta; Sabellida; Oweniidae
Source: the annotation of a GenBank genome assembly